Megachile rotundata (alfalfa leafcutting bee) is the source of this 2599-nucleotide messenger RNA. It is a transcript of the gene Sps1, whose product is annotated as inactive selenide, water dikinase. Gene Ontology annotation, biological process: L-selenocysteine biosynthetic process. Gene Ontology annotation, molecular function: ATP binding; selenide, water dikinase activity. The record is from RefSeq and is a predicted model, not a curated record. Gene Ontology annotation, cellular component: cytoplasm. NCBI's taxonomy places the organism in Eukaryota, Metazoa, Arthropoda, Insecta, Hymenoptera, Megachilidae.
AUUCCGUAGAACCUGGAGGCGCGUCCAUUUUGUCAGUACGUACGAUCCCGGGUAGUCGACGCCGGUGCAAGGUAUAAUUCCCGUUUGCGACGAGUUCGCGUUACCGGUAGUAAGGGUUACGAAGCCAGUGGCUGUCUGUCUGCGGCGUUCGUGAAACGGUGUAUAGAGCGGGAGCAACAGAGAGCGCGAGCGGCAAGCGUGAGAACCUGCUACUCGUAGAUACGCGCAAGAAUCGAAGAAGCCGUUGGAAGAGAGCCGUUGUCGCAGGGCCGCGAAACGCGUCGCGUACCCGGCUCGUCGGUACUCGGUAGUUUGGUUCUAGCAAGAUGGCGGAAUUACAGGGAACCCCGGUCGCACAGGACGCCCUGUCCGUAGCCCAGUUAGAACUCGGUGGGAAUCCGAAUGCCUUGGCUUUGCGUAGGCCGUUUGACCCGGUGGCACAUGAUCUCGACGCGACCUUCCGCCUUACGCGGUUCGCCGACCUAAAAGGAUGAGGGUGUAAAGUCCCUCAGGAGGUUCUUGGUAAACUCCUUGAGGGACUACAGGCCGACGAUGGUAGCGCACAAGAUCAUGAGCAUGCCCAUUUUAUGCACAUGGCCAUUCCACGCAUCGGCAUUGGCAUGGAUUCCUCCGUGACUCCACUGAGGCACGGGGGGCUUAGCUUGGUGCAGACUACAGACUUCUUUUAUCCACUAGUCGAUGAUCCUUAUAUGAUGGGUAAAAUCGCGUGUGCUAAUGUUAUCAGUGACUUGUAUGCCAUGGGUGUCACUGAAUGUGAUAACAUGUUAAUGUUGCUGGGAGUCAGUACAAAAAUGACUGAGAAAGAACGAGAUGUUGUUGUUCCUUUGAUCAUGAGAGGUUUUAAAGAUUCUGCUUUGGAAGCUGGCACAACAGUUACAGGAGGUCAGACAGUUGUUAAUCCUUGGUGUACGAUAGGAGGUGUGGCUUCCACUGUUUGCCAACCAAAUGAAUACAUUGUGCCAGACAAUGCAGUUGUGGGAGAUGUCCUUGUACUGACAAAACCUCUUGGAACUCAAGUUGCUGUUAAUGCUCACCAAUGGUUAGACCAACCAGAUCGUUGGAAUAGAAUUAAACUUGUAGUUAGCGAAGAUGACGUGAGGAAAGCUUAUCAGAGAGCGAUGGACAGUAUGGCCAGGCUUAACAGAAUAGCUGCUAGAUUAAUGCAUAAGUAUAAUGCACACGGGGCAACAGAUGUUACCGGUUUUGGUCUUUUGGGACACGCACAAAAUCUAGCCAAACACCAGAAGAACGAAGUCUCCUUUGUUAUCCAUAAUUUACCUGUUAUCGCGAAAAUGGCAGCUGUAGCGAAAGCUUGCGGUAACAUGUUCCAACUCCUACAAGGCCAUUCAGCAGAAACCAGCGGUGGACUGCUUAUUUGCCUACCGAGGGAACAGGCUGCUGCGUAUUGUAAGGAUAUCGAAAAGCAGGAAGGAUACCAAGCAUGGAUUAUUGGUAUCGUCGAAAAAGGAAAUCGCACAGCUAGAAUAAUCGAUAAGCCACGAGUGAUCGAAGUUCCAGCGAAGGAAAAGGAUGGAGAGCUGUGGUAAAGGAUCAAAUACUUUUGUUGAUCCUUUUAUUUACCUUCAUAAGUUUAGAGAAUACCACGCGUAACACAGGCAACACGCAUUUACAUACCGUACAGAUUCAGAGCACUUAACGUGUGCACCAUUCUAAGAAGAGCUAACGAAUUUUUAAGUCUUUUUCACUAGAUAAAAUAUGGAUAAUACAUUUCUUUCUUAUUACGUUUUUGUUCCGUGGAUUGAAAUGAGAUAUAACAGCGACAAUUCAUGUGUUAUCUUUAUUAAAGUUUAAUCCCAAGUUAUAGUUUAAGAAAGUAAAUGUUUCGCUCUUUGGUUUUUAUCUUUGUCCAGAAGCAAAAGAUAUAUCGCGGUAAAGGCACUUUCAAUAUGUUCUUAGUGGUCUUCCUGACAACUACGAACGUUCAUUUGAAACGAUCCGAUAAAAAAUGGGGAAGCAAUGAUAAGGAAAAUGAAUUUAAAUACAGUCUUUCUAAAACUAAGAAAUAUGUUAUAAGUACAGACCCCAGGUAGCACUAGGCUCAGGUUAAGCUUCAACUGCAUUUGAUCAAACUUGCGACACGUUGACAAACGUUUUGGGUGCUUAGUGUUAAUCGAGAAUGUUAAGAUACACAAAUGAUAGCUCGUGAUUACAAAGAUCUAUAAAUAUAUAUUUUAAAGGGGUACACAAUAUCACAAAAUGGUUUUAAUAAUAUAAAUUGUACAUUGUUUUAAGUCAUCGAUAAAUUAGGAAAGAAAGGAAACAUCAGAAUUAAUAAUAUAAAUGCAAAUUUGUAAACGGAAAGACGUUACUACUCUGUAGUACACAGUGACAGGCUUUCGUUGCCAGCGAGAUUUUCACAAUUUGUAAUUUUGAUCUAUUGUUACAUAGAACUUGUAAGAUGUCCAAAUGGGAAAAAGGCCUUCUCUAGUUCUCUCGUUAUAUACGCCUUUGAAAAUAAAAUAUAAAAAAAUGAAGAGAUACAAGAAAAAAGAUGAGCACAGGCCCUAAUGUUGUAUUACUUUUUCAUAUGAAUAAAAGUGCUACUUUGUCAAUAAAA